This is a messenger RNA of Acanthosepion pharaonis, 1155 nucleotides long. Lineage: Eukaryota; Metazoa; Mollusca; Cephalopoda; Sepiida; Sepiidae. The record is from the annotation of a GenBank genome assembly.
AUGUCUGCCCAUCAUCUUUCCGAUUUCCAGAAGAACAAGAUCCUGUGUGUGUUCAACACUUUCUAUGAUUGCAACCAUGACGGUGUCAUUGAAUGGGACGACUUUGAACUGGCCAUCAAACCUGUACAGAGAAUGUCCGAAAAAGUAAUUGCUGCAUCAUUUUGCCGACAAAUAUAUACUUAUAUAUUUUUCUAUCUAUCUAUAUAUGCCUCUGUCACUAUCUAUCUAUCUAUCUAUCUAUCUAUGUGUUGUGCUUCAACACUAUGUCUUUUUUUCUCUAUGUGCGUGCCUGUCUGUUUCUAUCUAUCUAUCUAUCUAUCUAUCUAUCUAUCUAUCUAUCUAUGUCUUUUUUCUCUAUGUCUCUGUCUGUCUGUUUCUAUCUUUUUCUAUCUAUAUGUGCCUCUUACUAUCUAUCUAUCUAUCUAUGCCACUUCCUAUCUAUAUAUAUAUAUCUUUCUAUCUACAUACAUAUAUAUAUAUUCUAUCUGUCUGCCUUUUUAUAUCUAUCUGUGUUUGCCAGUCCAUUUCUCUCUAUAUGAACAUCUAUCUAUCUAUCUAUCUAUCUAUCUAUCUAUCUAUCUGUCUGUCUUCUUUCUCUGUCUCUGCCAGUCAGUUUCUAUCUAUAUAUCUUUUUCUAUCUAUAUAUGCCUCUUCCUAUCUAUCGAUCUAUCAAUCUAUCUAUCUGUGCCUCUGCCAAUAUCUAUCUAUCUAUCUAUCUAUCUAUCUAUCUAUCUAUCUAUCUAUCUAUGUCUAUUCGUAUCGAUCUAUCUAUCUAUCUAUGCCACUUCCUAUCUAUAUCUUUCUAUCUAUAUACAUAUAUAUUUUCUACCUGUCUGCCUUUUUAUAUCUAUCUGUGUUUACCUGUCCAUAUCUAUCUAUCUAUCUAUCUAUCUAUCUAUCUAUCUAUCUAUCUAUCUGUGCCUCUGCCAAUAUCUAUCUAUCUAUCUAUCUAUCUAUCUAUCUAUCUAUCUAUGUCUUUUUUCUCUAUGUCUCUGUUUCUAUCUAUCUAUCUAUCUAUCUAUGUCUUUUUUCUCUAUGUCUCUGUUUCUAUCUAUCUAUCUAUCUAUCUAUCUAUCUAUCUAUCUAUCUAUCUAUCUGUCUGUGCCUCUUCCUAUCUAUCUAUCUAUCUAUCUAUCUAUCUAUCUAUCGUGUUAA